This is a messenger RNA of Vicia faba (fava bean), 2025 nucleotides long. Lineage: Eukaryota; Viridiplantae; Streptophyta; Magnoliopsida; Fabales; Fabaceae. The record is from the annotation of a GenBank genome assembly.
AUGGCCGCCGUGCUCCGUUCUCUCCAACGCCGCAACUUCGCUUCUUCCUCUGUCUCCGCCUUUCGAUCGUUGACAGGCAGCACAAAGGCAUCAUAUGCAACUCACAAGUUGGCAAGUUUGGCUCGACCUUUCAGUUCAAGACCUGCUGGCAAUGAUGUCAUUGGAAUUGAUUUGGGUACUACCAAUUCAUGUGUUUCGGUCAUGGAGGGGAAGAACCCCAAAGUUAUUGAGAACUCGGAAGGAGCUCGAACAACACCAUCAGUGGUUGCUUUCAACCAGAAAUCAGAGCUGCUUGUUGGUACACCAGCCAAGCGUCAGGCUGUGACUAACCCAACUAAUACCCUUUUUGGCACCAAACGUUUGAUUGGUAGGCGCUUUGAUGACGCUCAAACACAAAAGGAGAUGAAAAUGGUACCCUAUAAGAUUGUUAGGGCACCCAGUGGAGAUGCUUGGGUUGAAGCUAACGGACAGCAAUAUUCUCCCAGCCAAAUUGGUGCUUUUGUUCUCACCAAGAUGAAGGAGACUGCGGAGGCAUACCUUGGAAAGUCUAUUUCUAAAGCUGUAGUUACUGUUCCAGCGUACUUCAAUGAUGCUCAGAGGCAGGCAACAAAAGAUGCUGGUAGAAUUGCCGGUCUUGAUGUCCAGAGAAUUAUCAAUGAACCCACUGCAGCUGCACUUUCAUAUGGCAUGAACAACAAGGAGGGUCUCAUUGCAGUUUUUGAUCUUGGAGGUGGAACAUUUGAUGUGUCCAUUUUAGAAAUUUCUAAUGGUGUUUUUGAGGUGAAAGCAACAAAUGGUGACACUUUCUUGGGAGGAGAAGAUUUUGACAAUGCCUUGUUGGACUUUCUAGUGAGCGAAUUCAAAAGAACCGAGAGUAUAGACCUUGCAAAGGAUAAGCUUGCUUUGCAGAGGCUUCGAGAAGCUGCUGAGAAAGCAAAAAUUGAACUUUCUUCAACUGCACAAACUGAAAUAAAUCUCCCUUUCAUCACUGCUGAUGCAUCUGGUGCAAAACAUUUGAACAUCACAUUGACUAGAUCCAAGUUUGAGGCUUUGGUAAAUAACCUGAUUGAAAGGACGAAGGCACCAUGUAAGAGCUGCUUGAAGGAUGCUAACAUAUCUAUCAAGGAUGUUGACGAGGUUCUUCUUGUUGGAGGGAUGACUCGUGUACCUAAGGUCCAGCAGGUGGUUUCAGAGAUCUUUGGAAAGAGUCCUAGCAAAGGAGUAAAUCCUGAUGAGGCUGUUGCCAUGGGAGCAGCUCUUCAGGGUGGUAUCCUUCGUGGAGAUGUUAAAGAGCUACUACUCCUAGACGUAACUCCUCUAUCUCUGGGUAUUGAGACUAUGGGUGGUAUCUUUACAAGAUUGAUCUCCCGCAACACAACAAUUCCUACCAAAAAGAGUCAGGAGUUUUCGACGGCAUCUGACAAUCAGCCUCAAGUGAAUAUCAGGGUGUUUCAAGGUGAGCGGGAAAUGGCCGAAGACAACAAAAGUCUUGGAGAAUUUGACCUUGUUGGCAUUCCUCCAGCCCCAAGAGGUGUGCCUAAAAUUCUAGUCACAUUUGACAUAGAUGCCAAUGGGAUUGUCACUGUCUCUGCCAAAGACAAGUCCACAGGAAAAGAACAACAAAUCACCAUUCGCUCAUCUGGAGGACUCUCGGAUGAUGAGAUCGAUAAGAUGGUCAAAGAAGCUGAGUUGCACGCUCAAAGAGACCAAGAAAGAAAGGCUCUCAUUGACAUUAGAAACAGUGCAGAUACAAGCAUAUAUAGUAUUGAGAAGAGUUUGGGAGAGUACAGAGAGAAGAUUCCCGCAGAAGUUGCGAAAGAGAUUGAAGAUGCUGUCUCAGAUUUGAGAACGGCGGUGAAAGGGGAAAAUGCUGAUGAUAUCAAGGCAAAACUAGAUGCAGCAAACAAAGCUGUGUCCAAGAUUGGACAGCAUAUGUCAGGUGGUUCAAGUGGCGGUCCCUCUGAUGGGGGUUCACAGGGUGGUGAACAGGCUCCUGAAGCAGAGUAUGAAGAGGUCAAAAAGUGA